Molecule: messenger RNA, 1743 nt
Organism: Rosa chinensis
Lineage: Eukaryota; Viridiplantae; Streptophyta; Magnoliopsida; Rosales; Rosaceae
Product: guanine nucleotide-binding protein alpha-1 subunit
Exons: 14
Coding region: 401-1573 (390 amino acids)
Biological process (GO): adenylate cyclase-modulating G protein-coupled receptor signaling pathway
Cellular component (GO): heterotrimeric G-protein complex
Molecular function (GO): G-protein beta/gamma-subunit complex binding; guanyl nucleotide binding; GTPase activity
Source: RefSeq, a predicted model, not a curated record
UUUUUUUAUUUUGGGGUCCUGUCUUUUCUUUCUCCAUCUUUGACUGAAAGUGAAUAGCCAAGAAGAAACAAUAGGCUGGCUCUUGCAGCUUUCGGCGCUCUUUGUUUACUUUCUUUCUUUUCUUCUUCUUAUUUCCAGAUUUAGCCAACACCCCCAUUUCGAUUUCUUCCCAACUAUCCACACACUUAUAUAUACACACGGACUCUCAAACACCCUGCAUUGGUUUUUGUAUAUAACCCUACCCCAGUAUCCGAAGUUUCAACACACAACUCCUCCUCGGGCGAUUCAAUUUUCUUUUCUUUUCUCUGCAGGUGCUUUUGAAACACAUUAUGUAGGAACAUUACAGAAGGGAAUUGGAGAUACAUAUAAGACGGUAUUGAGCUUGACUUGUGCAUCUUCUAUGCUGUCUAUUGUAUUAGAAAAUAUGGGCUCACUCUGCAGCAAAAACCAGCAUUACAAUGAAGCGGACAAUGAAGAGAAUGCACAGACUGCAGAAAUUGAAAGGAGAAUUGAACAAGAAACGAAGGCUGAAAAACAUAUCCAGAAACUUCUCCUACUAGGUGCUGGGGAGUCAGGGAAGUCCACAAUCUUCAAGCAGAUAAAGCUUUUGUUUCAAACCGGCUUCGAUGAUGCAGAACUCAAGAGCUACAUAUCAGUCAUACAUGCCAAUGUGUAUCAGACCAUAAAAAUAUUGUAUGAUGGGUCAAAGGAGCUCGCUCAGAAUGACAGUGAAACAUAUGAAAUAUCUAGUGAAAAUCAGGAAAUUGGAGAGAAACUAUCAAAAAUAGGGGGCAGAUUGGAUUAUCCACGUCUAACUAAAGAGCUUGCACAGGAGAUAGAGACUCUUUGGAAAGAUGCAGCAAUUCAGGAAACAUAUACUCGUGGUAAUGAGCUCCAAGUUCCUGAUUGUGCCAACUAUUUCAUGGAAAAUCUACAAAGAUUAGCUGACACAAAUUACAUUCCAACCAAGGAAGAUGUUCUUUAUGCAAGAGUUCGUACAACUGGUGUUGUAGAGAUCCAGUUCAGCCCUGUUGGCGAAAACAAGAAAAGUGGUGAAGUAUAUAGACUCUUUGAUGUUGGAGGCCAGAGAAACGAGAGGAGGAAAUGGAUCCAUCUUUUUGAAGGUGUUACAGCUGUUAUAUUUUGUGCUGCUGUUAGCGAUUAUGAUCAAACACUCUUUGAAGAUGAAAGCAAGAAUCGAAUGAUGGAAACAAAGGAACUUUUUGACUGGGUCCUGAAGCAACCUUGUUUUGAGAAAACGUCCUUCAUGCUAUUUCUAAACAAGUUCGAUAUAUUCGAGAAGAAGGUUCUAAAGGUGCCACUUAAUGUGUGUGAGUGGUUCAAAGAUUACCAGCCAGUUUCUACAGGAAAACAAGAAAUUGAACAUGCAUACGAGUUUGUGAAGAAAAAAUUUGAGGAAUUGUAUUUUCAGAGCACCACCCCGGAUCGUGUGGACCGCGUGUUUAAGAUCUAUAGAACUACUGCCCUUGAUCAAAAGUUGGUGAAGAAGACUUUCAAGCUUGUGGAUGAGACCUUAAGACGGAGAAAUCUGUUCGAGGCAGGUUUGUUGUGACCAGAGAGGGACGGACCAUUUUUCUGGGCCAUAAAAGAUUGUAUUUUCACAUUUUGAGCGCUCAUAUUCCUUGAUUAUUAGCAUUUAAUUUUCCAUUAAAUCGUGUUCCGAUUAUGAGUGUCGAGACAGAUCUUUUAAGAUAUAUAAAUGAAUGAUUGUUAAUCUUUUCA